This is a messenger RNA of Plasmodium coatneyi, 1563 nucleotides long. RefSeq lists its product as uncharacterized. Lineage: Eukaryota; Apicomplexa; Aconoidasida; Haemosporida; Plasmodiidae. Bases 1 to 1563 code for a protein of 520 amino acids. The transcript has a single exon. The record is from RefSeq and is a predicted model, not a curated record.
AUGUAUGAAUGUAUAGAUUUUGAAGCAUUGAAAGAAGAAGUCAGAAAGGAAAGGCUCCAGGCGAAAAAGACCCAUAAGUUUGAUAAGGGUGCACGGACAAAGCUCAAGCAGGCGGUGAGUGGCUUGUUGAAGUGGUUGAAGCGUGGCUUCGUGGGUCGGCUGAUGAAUAGGCUGAAGAAUCAACUGAAGAGCGAACCGAAGAGCGAUACGAAAAGCGACAUGACGAACGACACGAAGAGAGACAUGAAAAGCGACAUGAAGGACGAGCUGACGAAGGCCCCUCCUCAGAACUGCUCAGCCAAGGGACCCGGAAAUAGCCAGAAGGAGGGCACCAAUAUUAGGAGCAGGAAGAUGGUCAUCAAAACGAUAACCUCGACCCACCUGUACAACUACUUGCAGCUGCUGCUAGACCAAGGAAACGACAAGAGCCUGUUCCUCAUUGACCUUCAGACGGAAAAGGAAUUCCAAAUGGAGCAAAUCAGAAGUGCCGUACAUAUAGAAAACGAACCCGAACUCAAGCAAAUGAAGAAGGAAAUCCAGUUGAAAGAAAACGUAAAGAUAGUAUUUUAUCGUGCGAAUGAAAAGUUUGAAAGAAAUCCCCAUUAUGAGCGCCUAGUGUAUAACCACUUCAGCAAUGCGAAAGCGAACUUUUAUUUACUAAAGGGAGGCUAUAAAAAUUUUGAAAAAGAAUACUUCUUUUUAUGUAUAAAGAAAAAUGUACUUAACACAGACUUAUCAACCCUCAUGGAUUUGGAAGCGUAUAUUAUGUACCCCAUAAAAUUCUGCGCAAACCUUUUCGUUGGAAUUGCCACCCAUAUUCUGUAUCCGUCCAUGAGAAACUAUUUGAAAAUAAAUUGUGUGUACGAUUUUACGGACUGUGGAUAUGAUGUGAUAAUUGCAGAACAAAUGAAAUACUUCAGAUAUAAUGUGAGAAACAAAAUUGUAGAAAAUUCAAAUACACGCAGAGGUAGAUAUGUAAAGUAUGAAAAAUUUUUGGACGUCCGAAUGGUGUACGACAUUAUAAAGAGCAUUCUGCAAAAUAUUUACCUGCACGAAAAAAGCUCCACUGUUAAAUCCAAUGCUCUACGUGAAAAUAAGGAUAAGCAAAAGGAUGUAAAAAAGGGAACACACGAUGAGGAGAAGUCAAGCGCUAGUCCAAAUAAAAGACGAUCAAAGAAAAAGGUAACGCUCAAAAUUUCCAACGAAGAAAGCAUGAAAAAUGGAAAUAUAAUAAUCGUGUGCAAUCAGGGUAUGGCAAAUAAAACGAGGGAAAAGGUCAGCAGCAUAAGUUUAAUAAUUGCCAUGUGCUAUCUUAUGUACACGAAAAAGUAUGACCCCAAUUUAGCCAUUUUGCAUGCCCUUAGGAUAAACAAUAAUUUAGGCAUAAAUGCUCAAACGAUGAAUUUUCUACACAAGUUUUACGGUAGCUUGAAGAGGUAUCAGUACAACAUGGGCGCGUACUAUUCGAAUAGGAAGAAAAGAAAAAUGGAGAGAAGAAAUGCAACCAAUAGUAACCAGAAGGACUCUACUUCGAAUGGAAGCUGCAAAACUAAACAAACAUGA